GACUGGGGCCGCGGCCCCGCACGGCCGCCGCCGCCGCCGCCGCCGCCGCCGCCGCCGCGAUGGCCCAGCAGCAGAUGACCAGCUCGCAAAAAGCCUUGAUGCUUGAGCUGAAAUCCCUGCAGGAGGAACCAGUGGAGGGCUUCCGGAUCACCCUGGUGGAUGAGUCCGACCUCUACAACUGGGAGGUGGCCAUCUUCGGACCCCCUAACACCCUCUACGAAGGCGGCUACUUCAAGGCACAUAUUAAAUUUCCUAUUGACUACCCAUAUUCACCACCUACCUUCAGAUUCUUGACCAAAAUGUGGCACCCCAACAUUUAUGAGAAUGGAGAUGUAUGCAUUUCAAUUCUUCAUCCGCCUGUAGAUGACCCACAGAGUGGAGAACUGCCCUCUGAAAGGUGGAAUCCUACUCAGAAUGUGAGGACUAUCCUGUUAAGUGUAAUCUCACUGCUUAAUGAGCCCAACACCUUUUCUCCAGCCAACGUGGACGCCUCAGUCAUGUUCAGGAAAUGGAGAGACAGUAAAGGAAAAGACAAGGAGUACGCUGAGAUCAUUAGGAAACAGGUCUCGGCCACUAAGGCUGAAGCAGAAAAGGAUGGAGUGAAGGUCCCCACAACCCUGGCAGAGUACUGCAUCAAAACUAAAGUGCCUUCCAAUGACAACAGCUCAGAUUUGCUCUAUGACGACUUGUAUGACGACGACAUUGAUGAUGAAGACGAGGAGGAAGAAGAUGCCGACUGUUAUGAUGAUGAUGAUUCUGGGAAUGAGGAGUCGUGACAUGUUCCUUCAGUGCCCCUGUACUGCCCUGACGUCUCAGGCCAAAGGGAGGGGAGCAAGUGGGGAUCUAUGGUGGCCCCUCAGCAAAAACUUACUCAUGGGGUGGGGAAACACACAGCUCCUGCUGACUCCCCUGCGGAUCUCAGUUUGCUCCUUUUUAUGGACCUUACUGGAGAGGAAGUACCCUCCACGGAAUGUCUGAAUUCUUGCGUUCUUGACGCUCUCAUCACUGUAUUGAUUCUUUUUUAAAAAACAAAAACAGCCACCACCCUUCAAACUCCCACCUCACUUCAUCUCUGCAGAAUGUUCACAGCAAAACACGUUCGUCUGUUUUUAGAUUCUCGAAGAUUAGUCUGUUUAAGACAUUAAUGUGUUUAAAGCUGGGAACCCACUGGGAGUCCACAAGUGCUGCAUAUAUUGGGUAGCAAAAGAAAAUGGGGGAAAAAAAACACAAAACCAAAAAAAACAAAAAACAAACAAAAAAAAAACCAAAAAAACCCACAAAACAAACUUUAAAAAAAAAAAAAAAAGCCAAUUUGCCAAGGUUUAGCUGCUCCUUUCCAUUAGUGCGUGUGCAUUUGUUCAGCCCCGUGGUGGUGAAUUUUGUUUCUUUCCCUUCCUAAGGCUGGGAUGCGGUGGGCAUCAGGGACUUACUCUUGCUAAGCCUGAUGAAAUGUGCUGCUUCUGCCUCUGUGACAUCGUCCCAACAUGGAGGCUACAGCUACUCUGAGGAGAGAAAUCAGAUUUUGUUUUUUGGAAUCGAUUGGGAUCUAAAGCCUGAAAUAAAUAUUCAUACUUUACAUAGAACUGA
Molecule: messenger RNA, 1587 nt
Organism: Peromyscus californicus insignis
Lineage: Eukaryota; Metazoa; Chordata; Mammalia; Rodentia; Cricetidae
Gene: Ube2r2
Product: ubiquitin conjugating enzyme E2 R2
Exons: 5
Coding region: 60-776 (238 amino acids)
Biological process (GO): ubiquitin-dependent protein catabolic process; protein polyubiquitination
Molecular function (GO): ubiquitin conjugating enzyme activity
Source: RefSeq, a predicted model, not a curated record